Molecule: messenger RNA, 2294 nt
Organism: Esox lucius (northern pike)
Lineage: Eukaryota; Metazoa; Chordata; Actinopteri; Esociformes; Esocidae
Gene: cyp4f3
Product: cytochrome P450 4F3
Exons: 14
Coding region: 205-1833 (542 amino acids)
Molecular function (GO): monooxygenase activity; oxidoreductase activity, acting on paired donors, with incorporation or reduction of molecular oxygen; heme binding
Source: RefSeq, a predicted model, not a curated record
ACAUCCGGGCGGUCCCAAUCACAGAGCUAUUUACAGGGUGUAGCAUAACUAUAAAUACAGAGAAUUAUGUAGAAAGAUAAGAUUUGCCAAGUAGAAUUACCCUGAAGGUUUUACUGCAAAUAUGUAAGUACCGCUGGAGUCCUACGUUUCGGAACAUACCAGUCCUGAACAACUCUCCGUCCUGCGGUAGCGCACAACCUACGGAUGGGGGUUGUGGAUGCAGUGCUGGGUAAUCUGCUGGAUGCUGUCCUACGCGCUGGUCAUCUCCUGUCCCCUCUCCUCUCCCUUUCUGUUCUCCUCCAGCUGACAGCUCUGGUUCUCCUGCUCCUGUUGCUCCUCCGAGUCAGCUGUCUGCUGUGGAGCCAUGCUCAGUUCAACAGGCGUCUCAGCUGCUUCAGUAAGCCACCCACGCAGAGCUGGCUGAUGGGUCACCUGGGUGAGAUGCGUAGCACUGAGGAGGGUCUGCAAGCGGUGGACAGGUUGGUGAGGACCUACAAACACUCCUGCUCCUGGUUUUUGGGACCUUUCUACUCCCUGGUCCGGCUGUUCCAUCCUGACUACGUCAAACCCCUGCUCCUGGCCUCUGCUUCCAUCACGGUAAAAGAUGAGCUGUUUUACGGUUUUCUUAGGCCAUGGCUGGGACAGAGCAUUCUCCUCAGUAACGGGGAGGAGUGGUCCCGUCGUCGACGUCUCUUGACUCCGGCCUUCCACUUCGACAUCCUCAGGAACUACAUCAAGAUCUUUAACCACUCCUCUGAUGUCAUGCAUGCUAAGUGGCGCCGCCUGGUGGCCAAUGGAGAGAGUUGCCUGGACAUGUUCAGUCAGAUCAGCAUGUUGACCCUCGACAGCCUGCUAAAGUGCACCUUCAGCUACAACAGCAACUGCCAGGAAAACUCCAGUGAGUACAUAGCGGCCAUCUUGGAGCUGAGCAACCUGAUCAUUGACCGCCGGGGCCGGAUCCUCCACCACUGGGACUGGUGGUACUGGAGGACUCCGGAGGGACGGCGCUUCAAACGGGCCUGCGACAUAGUUCACGGAUUUACAAGAACUGUGGUCCAGGAGCGCAGAGAACAGCUUCUCCACCGGAGGGAGCCAGAGAGCCACACUGAGAAAAGAGACGAGGAGGAGAAGAAGAAGAAAGUGGUAGACUUCAUAGAUCUGUUGCUCCUGUCCAAGGAUGAGGAAGGGCAGGGACUCUCAGACGAGGACGUAAAAGCAGAGGCUGAUACUUUCAUGUUUGCUGGUCAUGACACCACGGCCAGUGGGAUCAGUUGGGUUCUGUACAACCUGUCUCAGAAUCAGGACUACCAAGACCGCUGCAGAGCCGAAGUCAAUGAUCUGCUACAGGACAGACAGACAGAGGACAUAGAAUGGGACGACUUGAACAACCUCCCUUUCACCACCAUGUGUAUCAAGGAAUCUCUGAGACUGCACUCCCCAGUCUCUGCUGUCACCAGACGCUACACCGAGGACAUGAAUGUGCCCGGGGGACGGGUCAUACCAAAGGGUAGUAUCUGCCUGCUGAGCAUCUAUGGGAUCCACCACAACCCUGAGGUCUGGCCUGACCCAGAUGUGUACAACCCAAUGCGCUUUGACCCAGAGAACUCAAAGGGUCGUUCAUCCCACGCCUUCAUCCCCUUCUCUUCAGGACCGAGGAACUGCAUAGGUCAGAAGUUUGCCAUGGCAGAGAUGCGUGUGGUCGUGGCACUGACACUGCGAAGGUUCCGUUUGACCUCCGGGCCGGAGAAGGUCAGGAGGCUGCCCCAGGUGGUCCUCGGGGCCGAGGGAGGCCUACAGUUGCAGCUGGAGACCCUAGACCCACCCCAGGAAUGAUCUCCGACCUUUCCCGACCUCUGCCUUCUAUGCAUCAGUCAGACCAACAGCUAUUAUGCUAAUGCUCAUUACUGGGGCUUGGGUAGCAAAAGCUUACUUCUGCUUACUUCUACAAAUUAUUAUUAUUAUUUGAAAUAUUGAUUUCUGAAUGAUUAAGGUAAGCGCUCUGACCUGCUUAAAACAAAAUUAAUGCUCCAAAUCAAAGAUGAACUUGCAACCCUCAGAGCCAAAGUCAGUGGCUGCAAUCAUACUUGACAUUAAUGGAUACUUGUAUGAAUCUAGUAGACUGUACAUAUAUCUUGACAUUUUGGCUAGGUCCUUAUUUUGUACCUGCAGAACCAGAUAAACCUUUUGCAUUCUGUAAAUUAGAUUAAUGUUUUUUAUAUUUUCAAUUUAAGUCUAUUGUUAUUUUAUUUUUCAGUUUUGAAUAAAAAUACAUCCUGGAUGAAUAUUAUGGAGAA